This is a messenger RNA of Coffea eugenioides, 1137 nucleotides long. RefSeq names its product protein ALP1-like. The record is from RefSeq and is a predicted model, not a curated record. Lineage: Eukaryota; Viridiplantae; Streptophyta; Magnoliopsida; Gentianales; Rubiaceae. The transcript is spliced from 2 exons. The coding region runs from base 1 to 1137 and encodes 378 amino acids.
AUGGCUUGGGGCUAUUGGGCAUCGUCACCAGAGACUUUUAAGUUUCGCUUCUCUAAACUCCUCUCCCUCACCUAUUUUUGUCCGGAAUCACUCCCCCCGCCGCCGCCACUACCUCCUCCGCCGGCACAGUGUUGGUUUGACAGGUUCCUCACCUCCGCCGCUGCUGACUACGAUCCCCGGUGGACCCACUUCUUCAAUCUGUCCAAGCCUUCAUUUACCCUCCUCCUCCGCCUGCUCACUCCUUCUCUCUCCUCCCUCUCUCCUCUUCCCCCUAACUUCGCCCUUGCAGCCACCCUUUUUCGGCUAGCUCACUCCGCUUCCUUCUCUGCAGUCUCCCGCCGCUUCAACAUUGACUCACCCGCCGCCUGCCGCGCCUUUUACACGGUCUGCAAAGCCAUCAAUGAAAAUCUCGGUCAUUUGUUUGAAUUUAAGUCGGAUAUCAACCGCAUUAUCGUGGGUUUUGGGUGGAUUUCUCUGCCAAAUUGCUGUGGCGUUCUGGGGUUGGAGAAAUUCAAAUUGGAUGGUGAUUUAUUGGGUGAAAACGGGUCUUUGGUAGUGCAAGCUCUCGUGGACUCUGAAGGGAGAUUCUUGGAUGUUUCAGCUGGGUGGCCUAGCACUCUGACACCCGAAAAGGUUCUUCGACAGUCGAAGCUUUUGUCGGGCGUUGAGGAGACGAAAGAGUACUUAAAUGGGCCAUCUUUUGAGCUUAGUGAUGGAAAUUCAAUCCCGCAAUAUAUUUUGGGGGACUCCUGUUUUCCACUAUUGCCUUGGCUUUUAACGCCUUAUAAGAAAUUGGAUGAAAAUGCUGGUUUGAAUUCCUCCGAAAUGGCUUUUAAUUCAGUUCAUAGUAGUGGGAUGGAGUUGGUGAGGAUGGCAUUUGGGAGAGUGAGAAAAAGGUGGAAACUUGUGGCGAAGAAAUGGAGUGAGCAGUGUGUUGAGGCUUUUCCAUUUGUAAUUGUUACGUGUUGUUUGCUGCACAAUUUUCUCAUAAAGUGCAGUGAAGCAGUGCAGGAUGAAGAUGCAGAGUGCUCGAGAGAUCAAGAGUUUCCAGUGUUUGAUGGAGAGGUAGAUGAGAGUGGGAAGAGGAUUAGAGAUGCUCUUGCUUCCCAUUUGGGUAGGGCGAAUGAGAGGAGAUAG